GUUCCCCGCCGGCCUGUGAGGGGACAGCGCACAGGCACCGGGAGCCACUUGUCAGCGCUGAUCGGAGGCGGAGGCUUCGCCGCGCGGGUCCGGAGUUUCUUGCAUCUUUUCUGGAACUCCACAUCGAACCUUGGAACCAUGAGCAACUACAAUGUGUCGUUGGUCGGCCCAGCCCCUUGGGGCUUCCGUCUCCAAGGUGGCAAGGAUUUCAACAUGCCCCUGACAAUCUCUAGUUUGAAAGAUGGUGGCAAGGCAUCACAAGCGCAUGUGAGAAUAGGCGAUGUGGUCCUCAGCAUUGAUGGGAUUAGUGCACAUGGAAUGACUCAUCUUGAAGCCCAGAACAAGAUUAAGGGUUGUACAGGCUCCUUGAAUAUGACUCUGCAAAGAGCAUCUGCUGCAGCCAAGCCUGAGCCUGUUGCUGUUCAGAAGGGUGAACCUAAAGAAGUAGUUAAACCUGUGCCCAUUACAUCUCCUGCCGUAUCCAAAGUCACUUCCACAACCAACGCGGCCUACAAUAAAGUUCCUCGGCCCUUUGGUUCUGUGUCUUCACCAAAAGUCACUUCCAUCCCAUCACCAUCGUCAGCCUUCACCCCAGCCCAUGCCACCACUUCAUCACAUGCUUCCCCUGCACCUGUGGCUGCUGUCACCCCUCCCCCAUUCUCUGCAUCCGGACUGCAUGUCAAUGCCAAUCUUAGCGCUGACCAGUGUUCAUCUACACUGAACACUGGUAAACCUGCAGUUAAUGUCCCACGGCAGCCCACAGUCACCAGCGUGUGUUCCGAGCCUGCUCAGGAGCUAGCAGAGGGACAGAGAAGAGGAUCCCAGGGUGACAUUAAACAGCAAAAUGGUAACCCUGGCACUGUGAAAAUUCCACCGAAACGCCCACCAAGAAAACACAUUGUGGAGCGCAACACGGAGUUUUAUCACAUCCCCACUCACAGUGAUGCCAGCAAGAAGAGGCUGAUUGAGGACACUGAAGACUGGCGCCCACGGACUGGAACAACUCAGUCUCGUUCCUUCCGGAUCCUUGCCCAGAUCACUGGGACUGAACAUCUGAAGGAAUCUGAAAAUGAUAAUACAAAGAAGGCAAAUAGCACUCAGGAGCCUUCGCAGCAGUCAGCAUCACCCGGAGCUUCACCUCUGAGCAAGUCUGAGAGCCUAGAGACUCCGGGUUCAAGCAGGCCAGGCGUGGCUGGCCUCAAGACGGCUGCUGCCUUCAAGCCUGUAGGAUCCACAGGUGUUGUCAAGUCACCAAGCUGGCAGCGUCCAAACCAAGCAGCGCCUUCUACUGCAAGAAUUACAAACAGCGCGACUUCUUCAGGUACAGGGGUACCUGCGAACUCAGCUGCGGGGCCACCCCAGCCAAAUGACCAAGACACGCUGGUGCAGAGAGCCGAGCACAUUCCAGCAGGCAAGCGAACUCCCAUGUGUGCCCACUGCAAUCAAGUCAUCAGGGGUCCUUUCCUUGUGGCUCUGGGGAAGUCUUGGCACCCAGAAGAAUUUAACUGUGCUCACUGCAAAAACACGAUGGCCUAUAUUGGGUUUGUUGAGGAGAAGGGAGCACUGUAUUGCGAGCUAUGUUACGAAAAGUUCUUUGCUCCUGAAUGUGGCCGGUGCCAGAAGAAGAUCCUUGGGGAAGUCAUCAAUGCUUUGAAACAAACCUGGCACGUGUCCUGUUUUGUGUGUGUGGCCUGUGGAAAACCCAUUCGAAACAAUGUUUUCCACUUGGAAGAUGGAGAGCCAUACUGUGAGACCGAUUACUAUGCUCUUUUUGGAACUAUAUGCCGUGGAUGCGAAUUCCCCAUAGAAGCUGGCGACAUGUUCCUUGAAGCUCUGGGCUACACCUGGCAUGAUACUUGCUUUGUAUGCUCGGUGUGUUGUGAAAGUUUGGAAGGUCAGACAUUUUUCUCCAAGAAGGACAAGCCUCUUUGCAAAAAACAUGCUCAUUCUGUGAAUAUUUGAAAAUCAACAGUUCCAGAAAAGAGAAGAAAUUUGAAGAAGAGGGGGGAAAAUUAAAAUUAUCAUCUAAUUUUUAGUUUUAAUAUUUAUAUGGAGUUAUAAAAUAAUAAUAAUUCUGAAUGGAUAAACUCCAACAUUAAAACCCCAGUCUGUGAGAAAAUGUUUGGCUUCAGAAAGUCACAGACAGUUUGGGGUUUAUUUUGACUAGCCUGUAUUUUCUGCCCAUGAAGUAGCCUUUAUAAAAAUCAAUUUCCUGACUACCAAACUCUUCUUAGAAUAAAUUAGCAAAGGAUUACAUUUUAGAAUUAAAAACUCUAGCCUCUAUGCUGAAGUGAUACUUUCUUUCCUUGUAACUAUGAGAAUCCACAGAGGGCAAUGUAAGUGCCUUAGACUUUAUUAAUAAGAGUAAUUGUUUAAUAAACUCAUUUUAUCUUUAAAAUAGUAAGUAGGAGUUUAAAUAAACUUUAUGAGUAGGACCAUGCUGUCUUUUUUUUUUUAGUCUGUGUACAUGCUUUGGUCUUGUCAUUGGUCCUCUUAGUAAGACAGCCCAAGGAAGUUUUUGAUCAUAGUUUGUUAUGCAAUAAGAGAUGCUGUGGUCUCCUGUGUUCUUCCCAAGGCUACCAUGUUGCUUACAGGUCACAGAUGCUGAUGUAUUCAGAUGGGGUAGUUUGUUUGCACUGUGUGUAGCUCAUCACCUGGGCUAGGCUGCAGUGUUUCUCAUCUCUUAUGCUGACGUGAAGAUAAUUCAGUAGUGCUAGACUAAUAGUUUUCGCUCUCUCUUUAAAGAGAGUAGGUAGAAGAUAAAGGAGCUAGAAAUUGGGAAAAUAAAGCAAUUGAGAAGUAAAAAAGAAGCGCUUGCCCCUUUCAGAUAAUGAACUGAUUAGUGUUUACAGUUGUGUCACUGACUGAAUGACCAUCUGGAAACUCUUUGCCCGGUAAUUUUUUUCGAUUGAGGAUUAGGAUAAGAUCCAAGUUAAUGUUGUUACCGUUUUUGUUGUUGUUGUUGUUUGCUUAUUUGGGGUUGUUCUGGGAUUUUGUUUGUUUGUCUGGGAUUUUUUCCUACCAGUAGGAAGUAAAUCCCCUCUCAUUGUGUGAUCAUGGAGUUAGGCAACUUUUAUUCUCUGACAUUUGGAAGUACAGGGAACCAUGAUCCAUUGCUCUCAUUGUCCUGUCAUGUGUUCUCCUUGAUUGGGCAGAGCAUUGUAGUCAGGAAAGUAGCGUGGCUCACUGCCCAGUGAGAAAACAAAUUAUGGCAUUUGAUAUUUUUGUCUUUGUUUCUACAAUGAAUGAAAGCCCAUGAUCCUGCUGAGUUGUAACUAAAUCUGUUGGGAGCAUGGAGCUUUCAAAAUUCAGAUAGGGCACCCAGUUCUUGCUGCCCCAUCUUUAAAGAGCACCUGUGCGUGUGUGUGCUUGUGUGUGGAGGAGGAGGCCAUAGGCUACAGUAUUUGUUUAACCACCCCCCAUAACUUUCAAGGUAUCUGUCCUGAAAGCUGCUAAUUUGUGGUCUAAUAAAUUUAUAUUAUAUGCAGAUAAUAACGAACUGGUGGAUAAAUGAACAGGAAGGGUGGCACACGUUGUAAACCAGAAGUGUCUCCAGUAGCAGCCCAGCUGACCUCCUCACCUGUGCUUGUAGGAGUCAGUGCUGGAACAUAGUGCUCACAUUAGAUCGUGUUGCUGCUCCAGUGACCGAUAGCAGACUCGCUGGCUCAGGUGCAUUAUUUCUCAUCUGAAUGUCAGGCUUUGGCAUUACACUACAAAAGAAUGGGGUUUUUGUCUUUUAGAUGCUAUGCCAUGAUAAUAUUUCACAACUCUUUGGCAGUUGCAUAUUCAAAUAAUUUUCUUUGACUUGGAUUUAUUAUAAAGUUGCCUUUCCUUAAGGUUUUCACUUCUAUUAAACCUUUAUUUCUCUGUUACUUGUGAAAUAUAAUACUGCAUUUUAUAAUGCCGUAUUUCUCUGAAUUUACUCUCUGACAUGGUAGUGUGGUUCGCUAGUUUGGCCUUGUGUCUUUAUUCUUUGCCUAUCGUGUUGUAGGGCAACUUUUGUUUCGGUUCCUAAAACAGUGGCUCCUGGGAGAUGAGUUCUCACCAUAACCAGAAGAGUCUUCUGCAGUGAGAUCGGCAUGCCUUGUGUACCAGCAUAGAUUCUUUAGUACCUGGCAGAGCACUUGACUCUUCUGGCAGGCUCCCUGAGUAUCUCGUAUAAAUCUUCUGUGUCAGUAGCAUUUUUUCAUUAUUACAUUUUCAACGCAGAACAUUGAGUUUUUCUUGUGCUAAAUGUUUAUUUCAAAGGUUUGCUUGAUAAGCUCCAGAUGAAAACAAUAGUGUAUAAUUCUUAAUGUCCCUUCUUCGAUUUCUCAUUUUUGAGACUUCGAGGGGCCCGGAUUGAUACUGUUUCUCGAAUUGUUCUGGACGGCUGUGGCCUAUUGAAAUAGGAACCUCUGCUUAUGUUCAUAGCCACUCCGUAUUUCCUGUUAGUAGGGUUACCUUCUCCAUGUAAAACUAAAGCCAAGUUAUUUGGCCACAGUAUUAAAAGUGAUCAUUUAUCUUUCAAAUAUUGAUAUAAAACCGUAUUUAAAAUUCUCUACAACAAAAUGUACUCUUUUCAAGGAAUCGUAGAUACUUAAUGUGUAAUUUGCCAUACCUGUCAAUCAUUGUCUUUUGUUUCCUUGCAUUUUUAACUUUGUAUGUAGUUACUCUUUGCUUUUGGAUAUGUUUUCUAAUUUUGAUUUUCUAAAAUCACAUGAGAAAUCUAAUCUGUAUAGUGAUACCUUCAUGAGCACAUACUCAAUAAACACCUGCAAUGAUGGUGA
Molecule: messenger RNA, 4769 nt
Organism: Microtus ochrogaster (prairie vole)
Lineage: Eukaryota; Metazoa; Chordata; Mammalia; Rodentia; Cricetidae
Gene: Pdlim5
Product: PDZ and LIM domain 5
Biological process (GO): heart development; muscle structure development; actin cytoskeleton organization
Cellular component (GO): Z disc; adherens junction; stress fiber
Molecular function (GO): actin binding; muscle alpha-actinin binding
Source: RefSeq, a predicted model, not a curated record